AUGCUUCACAGCGCGGCCGGACCAAAAUUUCGAGCAGUCGAAGCAGCCGACGGUGCGGACGCCAUCUUCAACAUUUUCAAAAAUGAUGGCUGCGUCGUCAUCAAGCACGCCCUCAGCCCAGAGCAGGUGAAGACUUUGAAUGCCGAGAUCGACAUUCCCAUGUCCAAGAUCGAUGCAGGCUCAGACAAGACGGAUCCUGAAAUCCAGGAGUUUCACGGCGCCCAAACCAAGCGCCUGACGAACCUGGUCACCCACAGCAGAGUAUUGCGCGAAGAAAUUCUCAACCACGAUCUUAUCCACUCUGUGUGUGAGGCGGUCUUCAAGGCGGAUUCUGGAGACUACUGGAUGACCACAGCUCAGGCAAUCGAUAUUGGUCCCGGCAACAAAGCACAACCACUGCACCGCGAUUUGGCACAGUACCCGAUAUUUAUAAACAUGGGUCGCGAUGGUCCCGAAGCGAUUAUCAAUUUCUUCAUCGCACUAACCGAGUUCACGGCCGAGAACGGGGCCACUCGAUGUAUUCCUGGUAGUCACCGGGACGAGAACUUGUGGGACUUUGGACAGCCUGAAAACACUGUCCCUGCCGUGAUGGAAGCAGGAGACAUUUUCUUGUUUUGCGGCAAACUGAUCCACGGGGGCGGUGUGAAUCGGACCACUGACUUUGUUCGGCGCGCCAUCUCGCUGCCCUUUCAGGCCUCCUAUCUGACUCCCGAGGAAGCAUAUCCUUUCUUGGUGGAUAAGGACAUUGUAAAGUCGAUGCCGCCACGAGCUCAGAAGAUGAUUGGGUUCCGCUCGGUUUUCCCGAAGGGCAGUCCUGGCCUGUGGCAGAGCGAUGGCAGAGAGCUGGCCACAAUCCUUGGGCUAUAA
Messenger RNA from Fonsecaea multimorphosa CBS 102226, 867 nucleotides. RefSeq lists its product as uncharacterized. NCBI's taxonomy places the organism in Eukaryota, Fungi, Ascomycota, Eurotiomycetes, Chaetothyriales, Herpotrichiellaceae. Bases 1 to 867 code for a protein of 288 amino acids. The transcript has a single exon. The record is from RefSeq and is a predicted model, not a curated record.